Molecule: messenger RNA, 2984 nt
Organism: Strongylocentrotus purpuratus (purple sea urchin)
Lineage: Eukaryota; Metazoa; Echinodermata; Echinoidea; Camarodonta; Strongylocentrotidae
Product: peroxisomal multifunctional enzyme type 2
Exons: 22
Coding region: 199-2430 (743 amino acids)
Molecular function (GO): oxidoreductase activity
Source: RefSeq, a predicted model, not a curated record
UGUUUCCUUGCGAUAUAUUUUGCGAUAUAGUGUACGCGUGCGUGAAGCAUAUCAGCAAACGACUAAAACCAGCCUACUUUUGGACUAUGGCCGUGACUUAUCUAAUCUCAACUUGGAUCUAAUUAUUUUCUCAAAUUGAUCUGUACUGAGCUGAAUUACGCCUAUGUUCCAUUAGACCACAGAAGGAGUAAGAUUAAAAUGGGGGAGGAACUACGAUUCGACGGUCGCGUUGCUCUUGUUACAGGGGCCGGUGGAGGUCUUGGAAAGGAGUAUGCCCUCCUUCUUGCAGCAAGGGGAGCCUCGGUUGUGGUGAACGACCUUGGAGGAGACAGAGCAGGUCAAGGCAAGAGCUCGAUGGCUGCCGAUCAGGUCGUGAAUGAAAUCAGAUCAAAAGGAGGAAAUGCUGUAGCCAACUAUGAUUCUGUUGAAGAUGGAGAUAAGCUUGUGCAAACUGCCCUCGAUAACUUUGGAAGGAUUGAUAUCGUUAUCAACAAUGCAGGCAUUCUCAGGGACCGGUCUUUUGCCAGGAUCAGUGAUAUGGACUGGGAUCUGGUCCACAGGGUCCAUCUGCGAGGUUCAUUCAUGGUUACCCGAGCAGCGUGGCCGCACAUGAAGAAACAGAAGUUUGGCCGCAUCAUCAUGACAUCAUCGGCAGCUGGUCUCUAUGGAAACUUUGGGCAGACAAACUACAGCGCAGCCAAGCUUGGGUUGGUUGGAAUGAGUAACACACUAUCAAGAGAGGGCAUCAAAUAUAACAUCCUCUGCAACACUAUAGCCCCCAUGGCGGCUUCUAGACUCACUGAAGACAUCAUGCCACCAGAUAUAUUUGAGAAGUUGAAGCCUGACUACGUUGCUCCUAUGGUAGCCUAUCUUAGUCAUGAAGAAUGCCAGUCUACAGGAGGUAUCUACGAAUGUGGAGCAGGAUGGGCGGCCAAACUGCGAUGGCAGAGAACAGCUGGAGUAAAUUGCCUGAAGCCAGACCAACCGUAUACGGCUGAACAGAUUCGUGACAACUGGGAUAAGAUCUGUGAUUUUGAAGGGAAAGUCAGUUAUCCAGCCAGCACACAAGAUUCCAUGAUGUUCAUGUUGGAAAGUAUAAAUGAAGGCUCAUCUGAAGCUGAUUCUUCUCCUAGUUCUAAGGGUGAUACCGGUGGGGACGGUGAUGAUGGAGGAUUUAAUCCGUCCAAGGCCAUCGGGGUUGAGAUGGGAGCCAAGGAUUUUCAAUACACUUCUAGAGAAGCGAUUCUUUAUGCUCUUGGAGUUGGUGUAUCGACCACCCAGCCAGACCAUCUCAAGUUCCUAUUUGAGCUGAAUGAAGAUUUCUGUGUCCUGCCUACGUUUGGAGUAAUCCCAUCAUUCGCUGCACUACAAAACCUUACCUCUGUCCCAGGAUUAGAAUCAAUUGAUGUUACAAGGAUCCUCCACGGUGAACAAUAUCUGGAACUCAAGAAGCCUCUGGACACAUCAGCGAAGCUCACCAACAAACCGAUGGUUGUGGACAUCGUGGACAAGAAAUCUGGAGCCGUUAUCAUCAUUAAUGCGAACUCCUACGAUGAAAACAAUGAACUGGUCAUUGUCAAUCAGAAUGUGGUAUUCCUCGUUGGAGCAGGAGGUUUCGGAGGCAAGCGAUCAUCUCCCCACCUCAAGGAAACAGCGAAAGCACCAUCCCGCGCACCUGAUGCCUCUCUGCAGGAGAAGACGUCUCUAGAUCAGGCUGCGCUCUACAGGCUCAGUGGAGACUACAAUCCUCUUCACAUUGAUCCGUCCUUUGCUGCCAUGGGAGGAUUUGCCCAGCCAAUUCUUCAUGGACUCUGUUCCUUUGGCUUUGCCUCUAGACAUGUUUUGAAGCAGUACGCCAACAACGAUGUCUCCAAGUUCAAAGCUAUCAAGGUGCGUUUCUCCAAGCCUGUUCUCCCUGGUCAGACCAUACAGACUGACAUGUGGCAGGAAGGUACCAGAAUCCAUUUCCAGAGUAAGGUUGUUGAGACUGGAGCUGUGUGUAUAUCUGGAGCUUACGUUGAUCUGCAUGGAGUAGCAGAGCAGAAGAACGCUGCUCCAAGUCAGCCAUCAUCAUCUGGUCUCAAGUCUGAGGCGAUCUUCUCUGCUGCCAGUGGGAUGGUCAGCGGCGCUCCUGUUCUUGUUAAGAAGGUCAAUGGUGUCAUCCAGUACAACAUCACAUCUGAUGGAAAGGUGGCAGGAGUAUGGACUAUUGAUCUGAAGGGUCAGGGUGCAGUCUAUGUAGGAGAGCCCAAGUCUGGCAAGGCCGAUGUUACCGUCACCAUAUCGGAUGAGGACUUUGUUGCGUUGGCUUCUGGAUCUCUGAAGCCACAGACGGCGUUCUUGUCGGGCAAGAUCAAGGUCAAAGGUCAGAUCAUGCUUCUCCAGAAGGUGCUUCCGAUGUUUGAGAGCUUCAUGAAGGGCAAGCUCUAAAGCCUCCUCCACAUAUGGCAUGGUUAUUCGCUGGGGGUAAAAUAUGCUUAACCCUUUUAGGACUGGAAUUAUUUCUCAGCUAAAUUGAUCACAUAUUGCCCUUCAAAUUGGCAACAAUUAUAUUUUUCUUUUAUUGCUACAUUGUUUUAAUAAGAUGCAAUGUCUCUAAAGGAAUGAUGUUGAAAAGUUGAAAAUUGCCAAUUUGGUCAAAAUACAAUGAUUUGGAAUUUCACAAUGUGUUGCCAAACUAAGGAUUUUAAAGAUUAUUUUCCUUUUAUAAUUCCUGAAAUCAAAUGCAAGAUAGUCAUAACAUUAAAAAAUGGGUUGCAGUAUGUUCGAAAUUCUUGCCCUUUCUACUCGUGCAUCUGGCAUAUUUUUAGGGCUAUGAAUCAGAAGUUAUUGAGCCAAACUGUGGAAUGAUUUUUGCGAAAGGGUUAGUGACCUUUACAUUUCUAAAUUUGAUAUCAAUCGGAUAAUUGAGUAUGCAUAGGAGGAGCUUUGUUGCUCGCAGCUACUUCUUACUCAUCCCACUUGCCGUUCACUUAUGCAACAAA